Messenger RNA from Puccinia triticina, 4350 nucleotides. RefSeq lists its product as uncharacterized. Gene Ontology annotation, molecular function: phosphatidylinositol-4,5-bisphosphate 5-phosphatase activity; phosphatidylinositol-3,5-bisphosphate 5-phosphatase activity. Gene Ontology annotation, biological process: phosphatidylinositol dephosphorylation. The record is from RefSeq and is a predicted model, not a curated record. Gene Ontology annotation, cellular component: membrane; cytoplasm. The transcript has 17 exons. Lineage: Eukaryota; Fungi; Basidiomycota; Pucciniomycetes; Pucciniales; Pucciniaceae. The coding region runs from base 1 to 4350 and encodes 1449 amino acids.
AUGAGACGGGCAGAACUCAGUCUCGGAUUGAUCCUCAAGCCGCGCUCGUUCGUCAUCAGCUCUCCAACACAUGCCCUGCUCCUAAGGCCAUUCGACAAAGCUCCUUCGAAACAACUCGUCGUAGAAUUUGUCCAAGUCAAUGAGAGCACCGAAACCGGGAUCAAGCUAGCACCCUGUUGGGGAUGUCUGGGCUUGCUCGAGAUCGAACAUGAAAUAUUCAUCCUCAUCGUCACUCAUGCUACGCCCGUUGGAAUACUGCAGCCCAGUCAUGAGCAAAUACAUCGCGUGGUAUCCGUCGACCUGUUCUGUCUGACCUCGGCCGCCUUUGACUAUCAACACAUCUUUCAUCAUCCCACGGGGAACUUGUCCUCGAGUGUUGAUUUUGACGAGCCUGUGGCCCCAGACCAUCCAGCCCUGAAUGGGAUCAAGAAAAUACUCUCCAACGGCCAAUUCUACUUCUCCACCACAGCCACCGAUCUUCCGUCUCGUACCGAAUAUAGAGUGACCGCCGAGAACCGAUCGGAAGACGACUCCUCCCGGAGGUUCUCCUGGAACUCGUUCAUGCUCGUCGGGCUCAAUGGCUUUCAAAACGGGCUACCCGUCGAGAGCAGGAUCCAAUUCGACCUGCAAAAUUUCCUUGUCUCUGUCAUCCAGGGAUACGUCGCUACUUACGAAUUGAAACUACCCCCACCACCUCCAAGCACCACCAAUGACAAUCUUCUCACCGACCAACUCACAGAACCCAUCGCAUUCUCAAUCUCACUCUUUUCCCGCUUGGGCUCUCGACGGGCGGGUACUCGGUUCAAUACCCGCGGGAUCGACGAUGAUGGCAAUGUGGCCAACUUUGUCGAGAGUGAAACAUUGAUCGUCUCUGGCUCGAAUCUGUUCUCGUUUGUCCAGAUCAGAGGAUCGGUGCCCCUAUUUUUUGAGCAAUCCGGAACGGGGAUGACCAACGUGAUCGGAGGUCUUAGUGGACAAGGACAUCGGACUCAACUGACUCGGACGGGGGUCGCGACUCAGCCUGCAUUCGAACGGCAUUUCGAAGACCUCCUGCAACAAUAUCCUUCAGUGCACAUCAUCAACCUUAUGAGCAACUCGCGUGACGGAGAAAGCUCGCUGAGUCAAGCCUACCAACAGCGCCUGAAAGCUUUGGCAAGGGACGAGGUGCAGAUGAUAAAUUUCGAUCUCCACCAGCGAGCCAAAGCUGUCGGUCUCGAUGGCGUCCGACAACAGCUGAAAGCUGAUCCAAUGAUCGGCGGACAGAUCGAGCAGAUGGGAUCAUUUUUGGCUACCAUGUCCCCCGAAAGUGAAAUCGAAGUGGUGACACGUCAAGAUGGAGUCUUCCGAGUGAACUGCCUAGAUUGUGUUCUUUUAGUUAUCCAGGAAAUGUUAUCUCGGAUGGCCGUCGAAGCAUUUCUGUCUGUAACUCAUCCGCACCUGCUGAGGUCUGAUUAUUUAUGGAACUGUCAUCGCACGUUGUGGGCUGAUAAUGGAGAUGUCCUGUCGAAGAUAUAUGCUGGGACUGGCGCUUUGAAUACUAGUUUUACCAGGGGCGGCAAGCAGACAUUUAGUGGCAUCUUGUCGAACGCGUCCAAAUCUGUAGGCCGGAUGUACAAUUCGAACUUUAUUGACAAAUCGAAACAGGCGCACAUUGAUCUGAUGCUGGGAAAUUUGGAUGGUCAGAAGCCAGUCAAAGUGUUCGAUCCCCUGAAUGAUACAAUUAAAAGGAUGCUGCAUGAACGUCGCUCUGACUAUUCACAGACGAUCCCUAUAUCUCUUUGGGUCGGAACUUACAACUUGAACGGUCGAGCUCCACCUAUGGCCAACAGUGAUGAACUGAUGGCUUGGCUAUGCCCCACACCAAAUUUCGAACCUGAUAUCAUGGCCGUCUCCUUUCAAGAAAUUGUUAAACUGUCACCCCAGCAGAUCAUGAUUACAGAUCCUGAGAAAAAGACAAGAUGGGAGCGAAUCAUAUUGACCUCACUGGAAAACCGACCGAGCAAGAAAUCGAGCUAUGCGAUCAUUCGGUCGGAUCAACUUGUCGGCGCGGCUUUGAUAAUCUUAGCUAAGGCUGAGCUUGUUCCAGCCGUACGGUCCGUGGAAGCCAAGACCAAAAAGACUGGAUUAAAAGGAAUUGCAGGCAACAAAGGGGCCGUCGCUAUCCGCUUGGAUAUCCACGACUCUAGCUUUUGCUUCGUCACCGCCCAUUUCGCCGCCGGGUUAUCUAACGUUGAUGAACGUAAUCACGAUUAUGAAACUAUUGAGGAUGGACUUAAGUUCUUGAAAGGCAAAACUAUUGCUGGUCACGAAAACGUAAUCUGGGCCGGGGAUUUCAAUUAUCGGAUCGAUGGGGGCUUGCCAAAUAACGCGGUGCGACAGGCUGUUGCUGACGAGAAUUACGCAGAACUGCUGGCGGCCGAUCAACUGUUGGAAAACAUGGCGGCUCAAGCGGUUUUUCCCAAAUAUACUGAGGGCACAAUCAACUUCCCUCCCACUUACAAGUAUGAUGUAGGCACAGAUCGGUAUGACACGAGUGAAAAAAUGCGAAUACCGGCUUGGACUGACCGAAUUUUAUAUCAAGGCAGUGAUCUCAAAUUGAUGGAUUACUCACGUGCUGAAUUAAAAGCCUCAGAUCACCGCCCGGUCUAUGCUACCUUGGAAACCAAGGCAAGGAUGGUUGACCGGGUCAAGAAAGAGAUCAUUAAACAAGAAAUCCUCGAAAGCAGUGAAGUGGGCAGUUUGCGGGACUCCCUCAUGAUGCCUUUACAAACCGGCGACUCUUCUAGUGUAGAGGCAACAGUUUUGGAUGAAUGGUGGAAGACUUCAGAACAUCCGAAUGGUACAUGCGAGAUCGACCCGUCUGAUCAGGCUCUGACAAUCGGAAGGUCGAGUAAUCCGUUCGUCGCAAACGUUCGCACGACACGCUCGGGGCGUCAAAGCUCCACUCCUGAAGCAAUUCCAGCCGGGAACAACUAUUUUGUCAACGGAAAAUUUAAUGGCCAGAUCUCCUCAUCCGCCCCUUCUUCACCCCCUGCGCAAGUGGGUAAGGCUAUCCCGCCGGCGAUUCCAGCCCGACCCACCAGUCGGUCCCCAUCUGAGACGCGUAAAUCAGUGGCAGAGAAACCCGGCGUCUUGCCCAAAGUACAACCACCUCCGCCCCCACCAAGACCCACUUCAAAGAUGAUUGCAAGCAACGAUAACGCACCGAUCGAGGUCGGCUUGAAGGGCCCUCCACGCCCCCCUCCCACCACCAUCGGCUCCUUGCUGACUAGCCAAAUCCCACCUGCUUCGACUCUGCCCUUCAACUCGCGAACCCGCUCACUAUCGGGUCGGAAGAGUUUACCCAGUGGGCUUCAGCUGAAUGUCCCACCCCCACCAUCUCACCCGGCUUUGAAGCCGUCUCUCCGUCAGGAGCCUGUCAAAUCUCCUCUUCUCUCUGCAUCAACUUCAAAGCUCUUGUCGAGCAGGCAGGCCACGCCAACUCGGCCUGGCUAUACUACCCCUCCUCCUCCUCGCCCAGCUUCACGAGGACUACCCGGUAAAACCGACGCCUCAAUCGGACUCGAUAACCCACCUUUUUCACCCCGUCCAUCCUUGAAGGUAUCUCAAAGGAAAGAGGCUACUGCCACAGACAUUGACAACAGCAACCCACCCCUUCCACCUCGAGUGGCUCCGCGGGUCUUGACUAGUGAAAAACCACUGACUCCUGGUGCUGAAACCAAGGGGUUGGUUUUGCUGAAUGUGUUGGCUGGGAAAGGUAUCGAUCCGGCCGAGCUCGAUCGCAAGAAUCCAACCCCGCCGCCUCGGCCAGUGUCCCGGAUCUUGUUAGGGAAGGAGCAUCCAACAGUUGGUGGGGGUAUCGUGUCUGAGGGACCUUCGCUUCCUGCUCGGCCGGUAUCCACUCUCCUGACUCCGGCCAAUCCGCCGAUCACGCCUUCUCAACCCGGACCGACAUCCGUACUGGAGAAAGAAUCGGGCGCCGGCGGCGCCUGCACAAGUUCACCUUCCCCGCCGCCUCGCGCUGCCGUUCAGCUUGCGAGCACUCAGCCUCCCCCUCCGCCCUCCCGGAAAGCCUCGAAAGUCUCUUUGAACAGAGAAGCUACCCCCGAGCUUCGUCAACCCGCUACCCCCACCCGACCGGCCUUGAGAAGCUCACCUAGCUGCAAAGACCUCGGCCCUCUCCCCGACCAACCUCCCCUGCCUGGCUCAGUUGUCACUCCUCCACCCCCUAUCCCCCCGAAACCCAAGCCUCCUAAACCCGCUCUCAAACCUAAACCAAUGACCCUUAGAAAAGCCGCUUCUCAUGAUGCUCAAUCCUUGAGACCUGCCAAGCCUCCUGCAUGUGAAUAA